GUAGAUUUGCUAUAUUGCUACACGACAUUACCGUCGCUACUUGCCAGCGGAACUUUAGCAGAAGCUUGGACUGAACUGUCGUCGCAGCUUUGCCGCAUUCUAUAGUCGAGCUCAUCUUGUCAUUUAUAUUAUACACGACUAAUAAUGUAUGCAGCUAACAAGAAGCGAAAACUGGAGACGCCGGCGGGCAAGGCAAUUUCUAGAACCCCAGCGGCGGCCCCCCGGUCUGCGCCGGCGCUGGACGCUCGCUUCGCGAUAGACAGCGAUUUUUCGGAUGACGAUGACGGUGCUGCAGCUGGCCCUGGCCCGAGCUCGGCAGCCGCUGCCAGGGCCGCAAUAGCCAAGCGGCCCGCGUCGGCGGCGAAGGUCCCAACCGCACCCAAGUCGGCCGGCAAACCUGCUAAGCCGCAGCACCAGCAGCAGCAGGCGGCAGCGAAGCCCUCGGCUCAGAACGAGGACGCGGAGGCAGGAAAUGGCGAUGCAGGCGCGGGGGAGGGGUCCGUUGGCAACGGUGCGGCGCCCACCGCCGCGUCGCGCCGCAAGGCGGCCGCGACAGCGGCAGUGGCGCCUAGCAGCGAGGAUACGGAUGCGGACGAUGACGAUAAGGGGCCAGGCGCUGGGUUAGGCUUCAGCAGCGGCGACGGCGACGGCGACGGCGAGGAGACAGGCGACGGGGAGGGCGGCGUGAGCGGGGAGGGUGACGGCGAGCCGUUGUCGGGGUCUGGCGACGGCGAGGGCGAGCGCAACGGCAAGAAGGUGAAGAAGGUGCUGUCGAAGCGGAAGCUGCAGGCAGUCAAUGAAGCCAGCGACAGGCGCGGCAUUGUGUACAUCAGCCGCAUCCCGCCGCACAUGAAGCCGCACAAGUUGCGACAGCUGCUGCAGCCGCACGGCGCGCUGGGCCGCGUCUACUGCGCGCCGGAGGACCCGGCGGCGCGGCGGCUGCGUAAGCAGAAGGGCGGCAAUUCGGGCAAGAACUUCACGGAGGGCUGGGUGGAGUUUGAGGACAAGCGGCGCGCCAAGCGGGCGGCCCUGGCCCUGAACGGGCAGGCCAUGGGCGGCUCCAAGCGCUCCGCCUACUACUACGACCUGUGGAACAUCAAGUACCUGCCCAAGUUCAAGUGGGACACGCUCACGGAGGAGAUCAACUACCAGCGGGCGGUGCGCGAGCAGCGGCUGGUGGCGGAGAUCAGCGCGGCCAAGCGCGAGCGCGACUUCUACCUCAGCAGGGUUGACAAAGCCAAGGCCAUUGACGCAAUCAAGGAGCGCCGGGCGAAGAAGGAGGCCGCCGCAGCCGCUGGGGUCGGUGAGGCGGCGGGAGCAGGCGCGGCCAAGCCGGCGGCGGAGGCUGGCGCCGGAGGGGCAGCGGCGGAGGCGGGCGCCGGCGCGGGGGCUAGCGGCGGGGCGCGCGGGCCGCGCUUUGAGCGGCACUUCGGCCAGCGCCGGGUCAAGGCGGACCCGGUGAACGACGACAGGGCCCCGGUGCUGGCGUCGGACGUGCUGACCUUGUUUGGGAAGAAGCGGUGAUUGCCAGGGUAGGCAGGGCGAAUGGUGCGGGUGAGUGGUAGGUGGCGGGUGGUACUGCGGGGGUGUGGGUAGAGAUUGGAGUAGACACAGGGGCCGCGUGAGCACCGCUGGAAGCUAGGGGAGAUAGGCCGAGAAGGAGGGUUUUGCGGACAGACAGAGAGUUAUGCGUGUUAUCUUAUGUUGGUGCCCUUGGCGCACGAGUGGAGCGGAUUCGGACGUUGCGGCAGGUUGCGGUAGGGACAGAGCGGACGCCAUGGCCAGCUCGGCAGCUCACCAGCUGAGCAUCGGACCCUAGGGUAGUGCACGUAUGCACCAAAUCCUUUGGAUGUAUCCAGAGCGGUGCGGAAAUGUCGGACGCAAGACC
Chlamydomonas reinhardtii is the source of this 1888-nucleotide messenger RNA. RefSeq lists its product as uncharacterized. NCBI's taxonomy places the organism in Eukaryota, Viridiplantae, Chlorophyta, Chlorophyceae, Chlamydomonadales, Chlamydomonadaceae. The transcript is spliced from 5 exons. Gene Ontology annotation, molecular function: RNA binding. The record is from RefSeq and is a predicted model, not a curated record. The coding region runs from base 145 to 1524 and encodes 459 amino acids. Gene Ontology annotation, cellular component: nucleolus. Gene Ontology annotation, biological process: endonucleolytic cleavage in ITS1 to separate SSU-rRNA from 5.8S rRNA and LSU-rRNA from tricistronic rRNA transcript (SSU-rRNA, 5.8S rRNA, LSU-rRNA); endonucleolytic cleavage in 5'-ETS of tricistronic rRNA transcript (SSU-rRNA, 5.8S rRNA, LSU-rRNA); endonucleolytic cleavage to generate mature 5'-end of SSU-rRNA from (SSU-rRNA, 5.8S rRNA, LSU-rRNA).